UGUAUCCCUUCCUAUUCGUUCAUACACAGUUUCAAACCCCGUUUCUCAGUUUCCACAUUUUUCUAGCUAGUCCUACUACUUUUGAUAGGUACACAACAACAGCAGCAAUAUCGGCAACCAUGGCGGCGGCUAUCCUGGCAGUGUUUGUGAUGACUUUUGCUAUGGUCUUUGGCAACUCUGCUGCUGAUCCGGACUUGCUUCAAGAUAUUUGUGUUGCAGACUUCACUUCCGCGACGAAAGUCAAUGGGUUCGCGUGCAAGGACGCAGCAAAUGCAACAGCAGAGGACUUCUUCUUUGCCGGACUAGCAAAGCCAGGCCUCACCAACAACACCUUUGGCUCUUUGGUGACUGCAGCCAAUGUCCAGAAGAUCCCAGGCCUCAACACCCUAGGCGUGUCGUUGGCCCGUAUUGACUAUGCUCCCGGAGGCAUCAACCCACCUCACACUCACCCACGCGCCACUGAAAUAGUCUAUGUUCUUGAAGGUGCAUUGAAUGUUGGGUUCAUAACCACAGCUAACAAACUCAUUUCCAAGACUAUUUCUAAAGGUGAAGUCUUUGUGUUCCCAAAGGGGUUGGUUCAUUUCCAGAAGAACAAUGGCAAGGUCCCUGCUGCCGUGAUCGCCGGGUUUAACUCACAGUUGCAAGGCACCGCCAACAUUGCCCUCACAUUGUUCGCUGCCACACCUCCAGUGGCAGACGAUGUGUUGACUAAGACAUUCCAAGUUGGCACCAAGCAGAUCGAGAAGAUCAAGUCAAGGCUUGCACCCAAGAACUAGAUAUAGCUUAGUUUCUGCUUCUUCUCAUUUAUGUUUGUACGUGAUUCCUUCACUUGUGUUUUGUUUCGCAAUUUGAUGUGGGUUGUGGAAAUUCUAUCUUCUUUGUUUGAGGCUUGCA
Molecule: messenger RNA, 894 nt
Organism: Rosa rugosa (rugosa rose)
Lineage: Eukaryota; Viridiplantae; Streptophyta; Magnoliopsida; Rosales; Rosaceae
Product: rhicadhesin receptor-like
Exons: 2
Coding region: 120-776 (218 amino acids)
Biological process (GO): regulation of root development; plasmodesmata-mediated intercellular transport
Cellular component (GO): cell wall; plasmodesma
Molecular function (GO): manganese ion binding
Source: RefSeq, a predicted model, not a curated record